UUUUUUGCCCCCCUUUCGUAGGCUCUUGCGGCCAAUGCUGGAACAGGAUUUGCUGUCGCCGAGCCUCAGAUUGCAAUGUUUUGUGGAAAGUUGAAUAUGCACGUGAACAUUCAGACUGGGGAGUGGGAACCUGACCCAACAGGCACCAAGAGCUGCUUUGGAACAAAAGAAGAAGUUCUUCAGUACUGUCAGGAGAUGUACCCAGAGCUACAGAUCACCAAUGUGAUGGAGGCCAACCAGCCAGCCAGCGUGGACAACUGGUGCCGGCGGGACAAGAAGCAGUGCAAGAGCCACAUUGUGAUUCCGUUCAAGUGUCUCGUGGGUGAGUUUGUGAGUGACGUUCUGCUGGUCCCAGAGAAGUGCCAGUUUUUCCACAAGGAGCGGAUGGAUGUGUGCGAGAACCACCAGCACUGGCACACUCUGGUCAAAGAGGCCUGUCUGACCCAGGGGAUGACCUUGUACAGCUACGGCAUGCUGCUGCCCUGCGGGGUCGACCAGUUCCACGGCACCGAGUACGUGUGCUGCCCUCAGACCAAGGCCAUGGAGUUGGCUGUGUCAAAGGAAGAGGAGGACGAGGAGGACGAGGACGGAGAGGAAGAGGAGGAGGAAGACUAUGAUGUUUAUAAAAGUGAAUUUCCUACCGAAGCAGAUUUGGAAGACUUCACCGAGGCAGCUGCGGAUGAGGAUGGCGAGGACGAGGAAGAGGAGGAGGAGGAAGUGGUGGAAGACCGAGACUACUACUAUGACACCUUUAAAGGGGACGACUACAACGAAGAGACCCCGACGGCGCCCAGCAGCGACGGGGCCAUCUCAGCAAAGGAAAUGACUCACGACGUUAAAGCUGUCUGCUCCCAGGAGGCGAUGACGGGGCCCUGCCGGGCCGUGAUGCCCCGUUGGUACUUCGACCUCUCCAAGGGAAAGUGCGUGCGCUUUAUAUAUGGCGGCUGCGGAGGCAACAGGAACAAUUUUGAGUCUGAGGAUUAUUGUAUGGCUGUGUGUAAAGCGAUGAUUCCCCCAACUCCUCUGCCGACCAGCGAUGUGGACGUGUAUUUCGAGACCUCUGCGGAUGAUAACGAGCACGCCCGCUUCCAGAAGGCUAAGGAGCAGCUAGAAAUUCGGCACCGCAACCGGAUGGACAGGGUAAAGAAGGAAUGGGAAGAGGCUGAGCUUCAAGCGAAGAACCUCCCUAAAGCAGAGAGGCAGACGCUGAUCCAGCACUUCCAAGCGAUGGUGAAAGCUUUAGAGAAAGAAGCCGCCAGCGAGAAGCAGCAGCUGGUGGAAACCCACCUGGCCCGGGUGGAAGCUAUGCUGAACGACCGCCGCCGCAUGGCGCUAGAGAACUACCUGGCUGCCUUGCAGGCCGACCCGCCGCGGCCUCAUCGCAUUCUCCAGGCCUUGCGGCGGUAUGUCCGCGCUGAGAACAAAGAUCGCCUGCACACCAUCCGUCACUACCAGCAUGUGUUGGCUGUGGACCCAGAAAAGGCGGCCCAGAUGAAAUCCCAGGUGAUGACACAUCUCCACGUGAUCGAAGAAAGGAGGAACCAGAGCCUCUCUCUGCUCUACAAAGUGCCCUAUGUAGCCCAGGAAAUCCAAGAGGAAAUUGAUGAGCUGCUUCAAGAACAGCGUGCAGACAUGGACCAGUUCACGUCCUCUAUCUCAGAGACCCCUGUGGACGUCCGGGUGAGCUCUGAAGAAAGUGAUGAGAUCCCACCAUUCCGCCCCUUCCAUCCCUUCCCGUCCUUACCUGAGAAUGAAGACACCCAGCCGGAGUUGUACCACCCAAUGAAAAAAGGCUCUGGCUUGGGCGAGCAGGACGGAGGGCUGAUAGGCGCCGAGGAGAAGGUGAUCAACAGCAAGAACAAAGUGGAUGAAAACAUGGUCAUUGAUGAGACUCUGGAUGUGAAGGAGAUGAUCUUCAAUUCUGAGAGAGUUGGAGGCCUUGAGGAAGAGCCGGAAUCUGUGGGGUCGCUGCGGGAGGACUUCAGUCUGAGCAGCAGUGCCCUCAUCGGCCUGCUGGUCAUUGCGGUGGCCAUUGCUACGGUCAUAGUCAUCAGCCUGGUGAUGCUGAGGAAGAGGCAGUACGGCACCAUCAGCCAUGGGAUCGUGGAGGUCGACCCCAUGCUCACCCCUGAGGAGCGCCACCUGAACAAGAUGCAGAACCACGGUUAUGAAAACCCGACCUACAAGUAUCUUGAGCAGAUGCAGGUCUAAGGGGGAGAAGGCGCAUGUCCCCCCCACUGGAGUGGGGGUGCAGGUGGGCCAGGAGGUCCGUGUGUUGGAUCGACUGCUGACCGACAGUUACUUCCAGAGGAGCUCAUCUUACAUUCAGACCUCUUGGAUCACUAAGACUAUAAAGUACUACUGUAGGAUCACAAUUUCCAUUCUUUUAAAUGGGUGAAAAUGUUAAUAUAACUAUAUGAUAUAUAAACCUUAAAGAAAUGAGAAAAUGGUCUAUUGCAGAUACCUGACUGAUGUAGCUUUCUUUUUUAAAUUAACCAGGCAUCCCCUUCUGUUGUGUUGUCUCACGUGCUCUCCAUCGAUGUGGGGGUGCUGGUUUGCAGUGACACCGUCCAUGCAGGGCAAUGUCCCGGUUGCAUUAAUAAGUCACUGAGGCUCAUCCACUGUCCUGGUUCUUAGUUUUUAAAAGGCAGUAUUUCCUUUUCCAAUGAGCUUCAGGAAGUCGCUGAGAAACUAAGUGGGUAGGGAACUGUGAGACCAUUGAAGCACAUCCGAUCCCUCUCCAAGUCAUUGUAAAGGACCAGUUUCCUGGGAUCUAGCGUUCCCGCUGCUGGUUCCUCAGUGUCACCAAGGAGUUAAAGCAUUUGCGUCCCAGCAUCUUUGAGCGGAGCCCGUGUACACAGAAUGGGCGCCCACACUCCUCUCCUUCGAAAUCCAGUUCUUCCACGGAUAGUAGCCUGUAGUGUGUAUAUGACCUCACCGUCCACCGUUCACCCACCGUAGCUUUUUACACCUCACUCCCUCCACGUAAUGUCCGAUGUGCUGUCUUUACCUCCGUGGACAUUUCCCUCUGAAGGCACUGACCCGCCUCCCGCUGUCCCCUGACUGCCUGCCCUCCCCCCGCACCCGCCUGGUGUUCACUCAGAAGAUGACCAUCACGGGGCAGUGCCCGGAGACACGGGGCUGGCUUUGCGUAGCAGGAGGCCGGGCGAUGCCUGACACAUGCAGCGCGGCGAGGCUUCGUUCCUUCCCACGCCUCUGUCAUGCUUGUGUAGUUGAUGUUGAUGUCACCGCUUCCUCUUUUUUUUUAUUCUGAAGGUUCUGGUAACCUGUGGUGUAUUUUUUUCUAUUUCCCUGUGACUGUUUUUCCCCCUCCCUUCCCCUUAUCCAUGUCUCUCCCCACUAUGCACAGGUAAACUUCACCUACAAACUCCUUAAUCUGAUCUGUGGAGAAUGUACAGAGUUUAAACACAUCAAUAAAUACUCUAACUUCCA
Molecule: messenger RNA, 3453 nt
Organism: Myotis lucifugus (little brown bat)
Lineage: Eukaryota; Metazoa; Chordata; Mammalia; Chiroptera; Vespertilionidae
Gene: APLP2
Product: amyloid beta precursor like protein 2
Exons: 17
Coding region: 76-2211 (711 amino acids)
Biological process (GO): central nervous system development; axonogenesis
Cellular component (GO): membrane
Molecular function (GO): serine-type endopeptidase inhibitor activity; transition metal ion binding; heparin binding
Source: RefSeq, a predicted model, not a curated record